Messenger RNA from Selaginella moellendorffii, 813 nucleotides. Its product is annotated as isoprenyl transferase. NCBI's taxonomy places the organism in Eukaryota, Viridiplantae, Streptophyta, Lycopodiopsida, Selaginellales, Selaginellaceae. The transcript is spliced from 2 exons. Gene Ontology annotation, biological process: polyprenol biosynthetic process. Bases 1 to 813 code for a protein of 270 amino acids. The record is from RefSeq and is a predicted model, not a curated record.
AUGGCCAUCACCGCCAGCAUUGCCGCUCCUUACCCUUCCCGCCUCGGCGCGACGACGACGCGUUUGCCUGCGGAGGUGGAUCCUUUGCGGCUCCCGAACCACGUUGCGAUAAUCAUGGACGGGAAUUCGCGGUGGGCGAAGGCGCGAGGGAUCGCCAAGGAGCGCCAGCUGCGAGCAGCGGCGGAGGCGUGCUAUUCCAACGCCCGGGAGAUCGUGAGGUUGUCCAGCGACUGGGGGAUCAAAGCGCUCACGCUCUUUGCCUUCUCCACCGAGAAUUUCUUGCGGCCCAGGGAAGAAGUGGAUCAGUGGAUGCAGCAAUUUGACAGAGUUCUCAGCCUCGAUGAUCCUGCCACCAUUUUGCUGGAUGGGAUCCAAUUCCGCUGCAUUGGUGACACUGCCAGGCUCCCGCGCCCGCUCCAGGCCAAGAUCUCGGAUGCCCAAUCCAUCACCAGCGGCAACACGGGCAUGAAACUCGUCAUGGCGAUUGGCUACGGCGGGCACAACGAUCUGGUCCAGGCGUGCCAGGCGCUGGCGCGCGAGGUGGAGCAGGGGAAAAUGGCUGUGGAGGAGAUUGACCAGAUCAACCUGGCAAAGAGAUUGAUGCUGGGCGAGCGGUGCGAGGAUGUUGGCGCGCCCGAGCUGCUCGUUCGCACCAGCGGCGAGCAGCGGCUGAGCAAUUUCAUGCUGUGGCAUCUCGCGUACUCGGAGCUCGUGUUUGAGAAGAAGCUAUGGCCGGAUUUUGGAAAAGAGGAGUACAAGAAUGCCCUGGUGGAAUUCCAGGGGCGUAUGAGGACCUUCGGAGUAAGACACUAG